GGCCUCAUUUAGCGGUUGGUGUUUUUGGAGAGAAGAUGGCGGAAUUUAGUGCGCUGAUUGAGACGGUAGCCGCCGUUGUGCCGGUUAUGAUCCUUGCAGAGAUCAAAAAUGUCGUUAUUGUCUUCACAUUUUGCUUUGGUAAGCAUGUUUCUAUAGAUUUGUUUACUACGGGCCUCUGAAGCAAUUUAUGUUUGAAUUUCUGUGAUCAGCUACGUGAAAGUUGGUGGCCACGUGGUGCUUCGUUCAAAUCGCAUUUCUUUGGACGCGUGAUAAUUAUUUCGUAUAUAUAUUAAGAAUAUUCUAGAUCUCGUGGGUGUAAAUUAACCAGCGGGAUUGUGUUAAAAGCAUAAACUUAAAUGUAAGUUCUAAACUGUGUUGAUAUCUAGCAUGAACCGUGCAACCUUCGUUUAAGAGUCCUGCUCUUACUAUAUUUUUUUUUUAGAAUCUAUUCGGGACGUUUUACCAAGUGCAUUACGUAGUGUAUAAGAACUGUAAUGGACGUUGAUUUGUGGAAUUUCUCUUCUAAACUAUUUACAAGCUAGUGUGGUUUAUUGGCUUUCGACUCGAGAAUGCACCUUAAGUAUAUCGAAAUAUGACUCGAGAAGUAGUUGUGAUUUAAGGAAUAUUGUGCCUUUAAAUUGUAAUUAAAAAUGCAGGUUUUGUAUUAUUGAUGCCAUUCCCUAAGCUAUCUGGUACGGCUGGGGUUGCUGUCCGGAGCUGCGCGUGGCAGUCUAUUCCAUCAGCAGCAUCAAAGAGAAUCUCUGCCCCACAAGGUGUGCGGAGGCUGGGCAUAUUCCAUAAACCUUUGGGAGCCCAUUGGGCAGUGAACUUAGGACAAACCAUGCCCUGCACAGCAUAAGUGUGUAAUUGCAGAUUUGCCAAUUACUCUUACAUGAAGCUUUCAUUUUCCCUUUUCUGUGAAUGUGUGGAUCCAAAUGUAAGUGUGCAAUUCUGAAUAUGGUAGUUAAUUGCUGUAGACUUCCAUGUGAGCUUCUUUGCCGAAGUUUUUGUGAUUGAUGUAGGGUUCAUGAGGAUGUCGUGUUGGAUCUAGUUUAGUGUAGAUAGAUAAAUGUUAGGUUUUAAUCUUAUCUUGGAUAUGUAUUGAAUUUCUGUUUCUACUUUGUUCACAGGUUUGCGGGGCUCAUUUAUGUGUAGAGUCACAUAAAAUUGGUAAGAUGCAAUGCCUGUUAUGUUGGACUAGUCCUAUGGAAUGAGAAUCUUGUUUGUGUGAAUAAUGAAUUGUCAAUAUUGAAGUAUAUACCCUUUUUUACAGAUGCUGUGCCUUGUGUGCUGGACUACAAAAUUAUGGAGUUAGUGAUGUGGUAUAUCGGUUUCAACCAGCUUGGUGAUAAUUUGGUGAGAUGGUAUCAUUGGACAGUGAAGGUUGUCUACCGAAAUAGAGGAAAAACUUUGGGCAUUGGCAUAUGA
Messenger RNA from Gryllus bimaculatus (two-spotted cricket), 1428 nucleotides. The record is from the annotation of a GenBank genome assembly. NCBI's taxonomy places the organism in Eukaryota, Metazoa, Arthropoda, Insecta, Orthoptera, Gryllidae.